Molecule: messenger RNA, 1352 nt
Organism: Drosophila serrata
Lineage: Eukaryota; Metazoa; Arthropoda; Insecta; Diptera; Drosophilidae
Gene: tra2
Product: transformer 2
Molecular function (GO): RNA binding
Source: RefSeq, a predicted model, not a curated record
UAUUUAUACUAUUGGUCAUAAACCAAAUAAAAUUAAUAUUUUAAAAUACUAAAGUGCCUAUCGAUAUCGAUAUCGGCCGAAGCGUGCGUUAUCGGAUAUUGCAAAGUAUAAACAACAUUUAAUAUUAUUUAUGCUGAUUUUACUUUAACUGGUACAUACGGCUGUGCAAUAUUGCUGCAAUAACCCAAACCCAAAGAUGCUGUCGCCUUCCUCGUACGAGCGAAACUAUUUGCAUAGCAAAUACGACAGCAGUAGCUUCAAGCGCUCCGCGUCCUUUUCUCCGGCUACAACUCCUUCAUCCGGACACAAGGACCGCCGGUCGGACGCGAGUUACUAUGAAAAUCGUCAGCAUCAGAACUCGGGCUCACAUCGCCGCUCCCGCUCCCGUUCCCGGUCCCGCUCCCGUUCGCGGUCGCAGUACCAGGGAUCGGCCCCGGUUGCUCGCCACCAUUCCGGACGCACAUCCCGCGACCGCCAGCGCAUGUAUGAGGCGCGCGAUCGACCCCAGGCUAGUCGCUGCAUUGGAGUCUUCGGACUGAAUACCAAUACCACGCAGCACAAGGUACGCGAGCUCUUUAACAAGUUUGGACCCAUCGAGCGUAUCCAGAUGGUCAUCGAUGCACACACUCAACGUUCGCGUGGCUUUUGCUUUAUCUACUUUGAGAAUCUCAAAGAUGCCAAGGUGGCCAAGGAUGCCUGUUCCGGCAUAGAAGUGGAUGGUCGUCGCAUUCGCGUCGACUACUCGAUAACCCAGCGUGCCCACACUCCUACUCCGGGAGUCUACAUGGGCCGUCCAUCGCGCGGCUAUUCAAAUCGCCCAGAGCGACGCCGUGAUCGCUCAGUCUCACCGAAUGACAGCUAUCGUCAGCGAAGCAAUUACUAUAGCGAUCGGCGCAGCUUCCGCAAGAGCCAUAGUCGCACUCGCUACGUGCGUAGCCGUUCACGUUCCCGUUCUCGUUCUGGCCCUAGCCGUCGCAUGUCAUCACGCUAUUAGCUGGCUACUUCCUAAACUCAUGCUCAGUUCUCGGCCCAGCUGGAUUGCGUCGGGGAAAGACCUGCACAGGAGCAUACGACUGAUAGACUGUAUCCCAUCUUUUACAUUUGGUUGGUGACCGACCAGUUCACCAUUAGACUAUUUUAAAAUAUACAACGCGUUGACCAUUAUCAUCGCUGCUAUACAAAAGCGAAGUUGAUUCUCGUCAGAAAGGAAUUACCAUCUUUACAUUCAGAUGUCCGCCCCUGGCGUGCGUGGCCCAACUACUUACCCCUCCAUCGUUCCACAACCGAAGGCGCCCGCACACAUUGUGAUAUGUAUUUUAAAAGGAAUGGCAGCGAAUAUGAUAAUGAUAAUU